UUUAACACAAAGUGAUUUUGGCACCUGCAGAAAGUAGCCACCAAUUUGUGCUUCAUGCCAAGCAGUCUGAAGCCAUGUCCGGUGAUCAGAAAGUGCUGUUAAAAGGGCAUUCGUCUCAGUAUGUCAAGCUGAAUGUUGGUGGUCGCUUAUAUUAUACUACAAUCGGAACACUGACGAAGCAUAAUGAUACAAUGCUAAGCGCUAUGUUUAGUGGUCGCAUGGAGGUGCUAACUGAUUCAGAAGGUUGGAUACUAAUAGAUCGCUGUGGAAACCAUUUUGGAAUCAUACUCAACUUCUUGCGCGAUGGCAGUGUCCCAUUACCCGAAACUAACAAAGAAAUAGCUGAGCUACUUGCAGAAUCAAAAUACUACUGCAUUACCGAGCUUGCAUUGUCAUGUGAACGGGCACUAUAUGCUCACAUUGAGCCAAAACCUAUUUGCCGCAUUCCAUUGAUAACUUCGCAAAAAGAGCAACAACUUCUAAUCAGCGCGUCUUCGAAACCGGCUGUUAUUUUAGUGGUGCAGCGACAAAACAACAAGUAUUCAUACACAAGCACAUCCGAUGACAAUUUAUUAAAAAAUAUUGAACUUUUCGACAAGCUCUCUCUGCGUUUCAACAAAAAAAUUUUAUUUUUAACACAAAAAUUUUGUUAUUUUUAUAACCGAAACUAA
This is a messenger RNA of Drosophila miranda, 671 nucleotides long. RefSeq names its product BTB/POZ domain-containing adapter for CUL3-mediated RhoA degradation protein 3-like. The coding region runs from base 75 to 671 and encodes 198 amino acids. The transcript has a single exon. Gene Ontology annotation, biological process: protein homooligomerization. Lineage: Eukaryota; Metazoa; Arthropoda; Insecta; Diptera; Drosophilidae. Gene Ontology annotation, molecular function: protein binding. The record is from RefSeq and is a predicted model, not a curated record.